This is a messenger RNA of Capra hircus (goat), 7068 nucleotides long. It is a transcript of the gene SHROOM2, whose product is annotated as shroom family member 2. The transcript is spliced from 9 exons. Gene Ontology annotation, molecular function: actin filament binding. Gene Ontology annotation, biological process: actin filament organization. The record is from RefSeq and is a predicted model, not a curated record. Lineage: Eukaryota; Metazoa; Chordata; Mammalia; Artiodactyla; Bovidae. Gene Ontology annotation, cellular component: apical plasma membrane; apical junction complex; adherens junction. The coding region runs from base 171 to 4529 and encodes 1452 amino acids.
UCCGGCCGGCACUUUCCUUGCAAGUUGCAACGCAAGUUUGCCCGCGGCCGGCGACCGGGGCGCCGAGAGCCUCCCUCGCCCUCGGCCGGCUGGGCUUCUCCGGAGCGUAUGGGCGCGGGUCAGGCGGCCCCGGAGGCCUGAGCGGCCGCGCCGCCUCUGCGCCCCGCGCCAUGGAGGGCGCUGAGCCCCACGCGCGGCCGGAGCGACUGGCGGAGGCCGAGGCGCGGGCGGCCGAUGGCGGGCGCCUGGUGGAGGUGCAGCUGAGCGGUGGCGCCCCUUGGGGCUUCACCCUGAAGGGCGGCCGCGAGCACGGCGAGCCGCUGGUCAUCACCAAGGUUGAAGAAGGCAGCAAAGCCGCAGCCGUGGACAAACUGCUGGCCGGAGACGAGAUCGUGGGCAUCAAUGACGUCGGUCUGUCCGGGUUUAGACAGGAGGCCAUCUGCCUGGUGAAGGGGUCGCAUAAGACCCUGAAGCUGGUGGUGAAAAGCUCCUCCUCCCAGGACCUGUCGGGCGGUGCCUGGGAGCCAGCGAACCUGCAGCGCACCUCGGACCACUUCAGCUCACUGGGGAGCGUCGACAGCCUGGACCCAUCCUCCCAGCCCGACCCGUCGGGGCGCCUCUCGGCGGCCAAGUCCAGCAGCAGCAUCGACCGCCUGGGUGGCGCCAGCAAGCGGGACUCAGCUUACGGUUCAUUCUCCACCCGCUCCAGCACCCCGGACCACACUCUGCCCAAGGUGGACGCGUCCUCGGCCGAGAAUAUCCUCUACAAAGUGGGCCUGUGGGAGUCCUCCGCUGCAGUGGACAGCCGGCCGGCUCUGACGGCCGGCGACGCUCAGGGCACCGAGGAGCCCCUGGGGUGCUUCCCGCCCCGGGUCCCCGAGGAUGGCCCCGAGCCCAAGCUAGCUGCUUGCGGGCGGUCCAGCUCCGGGCCCGUCUGGUAUGUUCCGGAUAAGAGACGAGCCCCUCCGUCCCCUCCCCCACCGCCUCCCCCACUCCGCCGCGACAGCUUCGCUGCCACCAGGAGCCACGAGCAGACCCAGGGCCCCAUGUUCUCAGCAGACGCGACCCCAGUGCAGCCCUUGCUGGGCCUGAGCCGCGUGCAGCCCCACGGUGGCGACUGGAAGAGACCCGAACCCGCUGAUCAGCCGUUGAGGCUGGCGCGCGGGGGCGACGGCCAGAGAGCUGCAAGCUCAGGGUGCACGCCAGGGGCGCAUGUGGACUGUGGGUGGCCAGCCUGCGACAGCGGGGCCCGGGCCCUCCUGGGGGCCCCCAGCCGGCUGCAGGCUUCUCUCUCGAGCACCGACGUGCGGCUCCCGCAGCCCUUGCCUACAUGCCAACACCCGCGGCACUCGAGCGAUGAGGGCCCCUUCUUCCGUGAGGGCCCCAGGGCCGCCACGUGGCUAGGGGAGCCCCUCCCCACAGACUGCCUCGCGGACAACAGCCCUGCUCCCAUUGUCGUCGGAGGGCUGCGCACUGCAGACCAGAGGGGUGACUGCGGCGCGCAGAGCCGCUACUACUGCGUGAUGUCCAGACCCGGUCCCCAGUGGGGCGCCCUGGCCCCUCAGCCCCACUGCUACCCGUCCCGACUGGAGGGUGCCCCGGGCGCACGGCAGAGAGGCAGGGUGGAGACGGUGGACAGGGCACCUGAGGACCCACCGGGGGCUGGCCUCCUGGACAAAGGCGGCAGGAAGAGGGUGGCGGGCAGCUUGGAUGACGGGGGUGGCGAGAUCUGCCCCCUGCAGACGCCCAUGCUGCACUCUCUGAGCCGGGAAGGGGCGUGCCCGCCCGAGACCCGCCACGAGGACAAGGCUCCAGCGCUGCCUGAGGCCCCGGCGGGCAAGCCCCUCCGGAGGAGCGACCGCUUCGCCACCACCCUGAGGAACGAGAUCCAGCAGCGGCGAGCCAGGCUGCAGAAGAGCCGGAGCACGGCCACCUUUGCCAGCUCCGCGGAGGAGGAGGGGGAGGCGGAAGACGACGAGACUGAGGCGCGUGGUUCCCGGACGCAGCCAGUGGGUGCCCCAGAGACCACCUUGCCCGGCGGCACCUAUAAGGACCACCUGAAGGAGGCGCAGGCCCGCGUCCUGAGGGCCACGUCGUUCCGCCGCCGCGACCUGGAGCCCAGCCUGGCGGACCCGGAGCCGGCCCCCCGCAUCUGGGAUGGGGCCCCAGGUGCUGGGCCGCCCUUGUGCGCUGCCGGCAGCGGCAGCUGCAGCGCGCGCAUCGGGAGCCGGAGGCGCUUCACUGCCGAGCAGAAGCUGAAGUCCUACUCGGAGCCCGAGAAGAUGAACGCGGUGGGGCUGACGGGGGACCAGCGACCCGCACCCCACGACGAGACGGUGCGCACCUUUGCCGACAGGUGGAAGUUUUUUGAGGAAACCAGCAAGCCCGUGGUCCCUCAGCCUGGGCUCAGGCCGGCGCCCUGUGGCUUCCCCAGGGAGAAGCCGGAGAUGCUGUGGACAGCGGGCCCUGGAAAAGACGGAAAGGCGGGGAGACCCAUCCGGCCAGAGCGGCUCGGCACCUUUGCAGAGUAUCAAGCCUCCUGGAGGGAACAGAGGAAAGUCCCGGAAGCCAGGAGUGGCGGGAGGUACCACUCCGCCGACAACAUCCUCGACGUGGGUGUGGACCAGGAGGAGAGGCCGCAGUACGUCCACGAAAGGUCCCGGUCAUCACCUUCCACGGACCUCUACAAGCAGGACGCCUCCAUGGAACCUCGAUGGCAAGCAGGGGACCCGGAGGAGCACACGGAGCUUUCUUUGGUGGCACUGGCCGAGGACAGAGGCCCCACCCCAAGACAAGCAGAUGGUCAGCGUGCGGAGGACCGCCCAGGAGCAACACGGGACCCCUGGCAAACCUCUGAACCCCUUGGCUCCCGGGAAGGGCCCGAGCUGUCCCUGGAGGCCCGCGGCCGGGCGGGUACCCUCCCUCGUGAUUACCGGUACCCGGAGCUGCACACGCCUCUGGAGCCGCCCACGCGAGGUCAGAAGCCCCGGCCCCUGAGCACCGCCGCGCUGGCCCGGAGACCCGCCCUACAGAGGCCACCGCCGCCCAAGCGUGAGCUCCGGCCACCGCCUGGGGGCGCGCCUGGCCAGCCCCGCACCUCGGUGGCCUCCUCGGAGGCGGUGGACACGCAGAGCGCGCGGCGCGUGGAGGAGCCCACGGCCCCGCUGCUCCCCACCCCGUUCCGGCCCCUGCAGACCUCCACCAUGGACACUUCGCGCUCGCCGUCGCCGCAGUUCGCACCGCAGAAGCUGACGGACAAGCCCCCGCUGCUCAUCCAGGACGAGAACACCGCCAGAAUCGAGCGGGUGAUGGACAACAACACCACGGUGAAGAUGGUGCCCAUCAAAAUAGUGCAUUCGGAGAGCCAGCCGGAGAAGGAGAGCCGCCAGGCACUGGCCCGCAUUCCCGAGCCACCUCCACUGCCCCGGGGCCUCGAGUGGGACCAGAUCAAGACGCUCAGCACGUCUGAGCAGUCCUACUCGCGCUUCUGCCCCUACAGCCGCCAGAGUGCCGAGCCCCAGCCCCCUGCCGGCGCCCCGGGGCUCCCUGCCAAGGAAGGCCGGGCCUCCCCUCCCGCGCUUAGCUACGUGAAGGCCAAAGACAGGACCGCCGCCGACCUCAAGUCGGAGGAGCUGGCCCGUGAGAUUGCAGGCAGGGAUAAGUCGUUGGCGGACAUCCUGGACCCCGGCGUGAGGGUGAGAACCACCAUGGACCUCAUGGAGGGCAUCUUCCCCAGAGAUGAGCACCUCCUGGAAGGCACGCAGCAACGGAGGAAGCUGCUGCCCAAGGCGCCCUCGCCCAGGACGGUGGAGGAGAGGAGGGAGGAGACCAGCUUGCUGGCAGCCACACCCUUGGCCACCAACUCCGCCUACUACAGCACGUCGGCCCCCAAGGCGGAGCUGCUGAUAAAGAUGAAGGACCUGCAGGAGCAGCAGGAGCCAGAGGAGGAUUCGGGCAGUGACUUGGACCACGACCUGUCAGUCAAAAAGCAGGAGCUCAUUGAGAGCCUUGGCCGCAAGCUGCAGGUGCUGCGGGAGGCGCGGGAGAGCCUGCUGGAGGACGUGCAGGCCAACAGCACGCUGGGCGACGAAGUGGAGGCCCUGGUCAAGGCCGUGUGCAAGCCCAAUGAGUUUGACAAGUUCCGCAUGUUCAUCGGGGACCUUGACAAGGUGGUGAACCUUCUGCUGUCGCUGUCUGGCCGCCUGGCCCGUGUGGAGAACGCCCUCAAUAACCUGGACGACAGCACGCCUCCGGGCGAUCGGCAAUCCCUGCUCGAGAAGCAGCGCAUCCUGAUCCAGCAGCACGAGGACGCCAGGGAGCUGAAGGAGAACCUGGACCGCCGGGAGGGCAUCGUCUUCGACAUCCUGGCCAGCUACCUGGGCCCCGAGAGCCUGGCGGACUACGAGCACUUUGUCAGGAUGAAGUCGGCGCUCAUCGUCGAACAGCGCGAGCUGGAAGACAAAAUACACUUGGGUGAGGAGCAGCUGAAGUGCUUGUUGGACAGCCUGCAGCCCGAAAGAGGCAAAUGAGGGCACACCCACCCCCACCCCACCCGGACCUCCCUGGAGGAGGAGGAUGCGGAUGGGAUUGGCAGAGUCAUCAGCUCUGGUCCUGUAGAUGCAGCUGAAAACUGCAGCCUGUAUUUCAUCCUGUCGAUGGGGGUCGGGGGGUAGGGGGUGUCCUUUCAUGGCCAGGUGGCGGGCAGCAAAGCAAUAACUUCCAUGUGUGCGUUUGGGAUGACUUCUUUAAUUCUUAGGUUCCCUUUCGGAAUGAAUGUUGGGCAGAGCGACUCCCCCUGCCCCUUUGACGCGGUGACCUAGAAGUAUCCCCACUGGCGCUGGUGCACAGGUGCGCUGUGCGAGGCUGCACGCCAGGGUUGCCCACGUGGCCUCUUCUGGCAGUGCGGGCACUGAACCUCAUCGUCCGCGGGGGAAGGAACGAGCGCGUCUCUAAGAAGGUGCAUGUGUUGAGGGAGGCGCGGUUUGCCUGGAGCAGGAGCUGUCCCGUGGAUCAUGGGAGGCGCCAGAAGUGUUAACGUUGGUUGUGUCUGUCCUAUAAGGAUGACCUCUGACCCAGCAAAAAAAAAUAAUGAGGAUGAGCAUUAUUUAUGAAUAUGUUAGAAUAGUUGUCCAUGCGGUUUAAAGACCAGCUGUGAAAUUAGCUUUCAGUACCCUAGCUUCACUCAUGGUGAAAUUGCCACUUGCACAGUGUGAAUGCUUUAAGGAAGGUGCAUGCAGAAGGGAUGUACCAGCUUUUGUUCUUCUGGGAUGGCACCCACAUGCAAAUGGUAUUUCUCCUGCAAAGUGAGAUUACCUAGCUGAAAGUGUGUCUGGAGGGUAUGUGCGUGCAAGGUUCUGAUUUUUUUUUUUUUCUUAAGGCCCCCGAUAUAUUUUCCUCAUUUAUUUUCCCCUCCAUACUCCUCCACCCCAAGAACAUUUGUUUGGUGUGUAUAUGAUCCUGAUUAUAACUGGCAGCUCCUCUCUUGUUGCUUCUCUGGAUUAGUUAUGGCAGUGUCAAGGCCACGUUUCCUGUAAGAACCCUUGGUUCUGGCGUUCCAGAGGUCCUGGUGGACCACACUACUCCAAGACUGGUCUUUCUUCGCCAUAGAGUGAACCACCAUCUGUUCCCCGUUUUAUCCUUUGAUAUUGCAAGGUGAUCAAGAGAGUCUGUUCACUAAAGAAAACACUGUUGAGCUGUUGUUUUACAGUGCCCGAGUCAUGACUAGAAGAUAACUUGCUGAUCCCAAGUGUUGCAUUUGCAUUCAGAAUGUAUAAAGAUCUUUCCAAGUUAACAGUAUGAAAACAGCCCAGUUAAACCGUGAGCCAGAGACUUAUAUAGACGCUUCACCAAAGAGGCUAUAUGCAUGUCCGUAGGCACGAUAGGUGUUCAGCCCCUCAUGGCUUGGUUCUCACGGUCUGAUUUUUAACCUGAUCGUCUGUGUUCCAUCCCAGUUGGGUGAGAUGCCUGCAUAAUGGCGGGAGAAGCCCCAGGAUAACUUCAUGUUGGGGUGACAUUUGGAGGUCAGAUCACGUUACUCCUUGUUUCCUCUUAUGCCUGUGAAAGGAGUUUUCUGGCAGGUGGGGAGAUAGCCCUUUGUCACCAGUGGCCGGCACCUUACCAAAGACAGAAGCACACGAUGUCUUAUUAAAGGACACUACUCCACAUCCACACAGCCAGAAGGACAAGCUGGACUGGCUGCGGUGAUAUCUCUGCAGCCCUGGAGGGAACCGACCUGGCAGGCUUCAGUGAUGCUGACAAUAAACAUUCCUUUGGCAGCCCACCCACGCCAAAGAGAAAGGCCCUUUUCUGCACUUUUAAUUCUUAAGCUGUUCCUGAUUUGAAAAGCCCCUCUUCUGCCAGUGAAGCAUCGUCCUCCUCCUCGCAUGCUAUGGUCACUUGCUGUGAUGAUGGGUCAUGACAGAAACGAUAAAGCUGGCUGUCCAUGGACCGCCCCUCCCCCCCCACGUUCCUCCCUUGCGGAGACAACCACAGUGAUGUCAGUGUGUUUUGAUUUUCACAAAGCUUUUAUCUGCGAUUCUUGCCCUUGUCAUAUAGUAUUGUGAUCAUUUUGAUGAUACGUCUGUAAAAUGUGAAAAUAGAGUUUUUGCCUGUAUCCAGCUUUUCGGUGUCUCUUGGGAAUGUGGUCUUCUACACAGUAAUACACAAGGCUCUGGUGUCCUUUAAACGAAGCCCAUAGAAUCACAAUGGUCCAGUCUAUUUCCCCAUCUGCCUCAUAAAUGUCUGGUGGCGGGGACCCAGAGAUUGCAGUGAGUCAGUGUGCACAGCUUUGUGCAUAGCUAUGUUUCUGCAUAUACAAACAAUCUGGUGCUAACGUUUCUCCCGUGGCAUUCCUGGGUGGUGGCUGAUGGCUCACCCCAGGUCAUUGCUCAGCUGAGACGUGCUCUCUAUAUCUCGAGGUUGCAGUCAGGGGCCUUGCCAGAGACUUCAGUCAUGCCACCCACCGUGGAAGAUGUGUAACGGUUUCAUGCUCAACACUUAACACUAACCUCUCAACAGAUUAUCCUGCUUGACCUUAAUACAAUAAAUGGUGUCUUUCAGUGAAUGGAA